Messenger RNA from Limanda limanda (common dab), 3642 nucleotides. RefSeq names its product sema domain, transmembrane domain (TM), and cytoplasmic domain, (semaphorin) 6D, like (gene sema6d). The record is from RefSeq and is a predicted model, not a curated record. Lineage: Eukaryota; Metazoa; Chordata; Actinopteri; Pleuronectiformes; Pleuronectidae. Gene Ontology annotation, molecular function: chemorepellent activity; semaphorin receptor binding. Gene Ontology annotation, biological process: axon guidance; neural crest cell migration; negative regulation of axon extension involved in axon guidance. The transcript is spliced from 20 exons. The coding region runs from base 230 to 3580 and encodes 1116 amino acids.
AGCGGAGCUGAAAUCUGUGCGCAACUGUGGAUAAAAAAAGCAAAAGAGAGCAAAGUGCGGGUCCGGAAAUAACAGGAAUACACACACACACGCCGGGUGUUUUCUCUUAAAUGGAUUACCAAAGGAAUAAUAGGACGUGCGUUUGGAUUGCCCGGUUCAUGAGUGAAAUUGGAUCCUCAAGGUAACAACUCCACCAGUGUGAAACAGGAAGUGUCGUCUGUGAGCAGCCAUGGGCCAGAGAGCUGUGCUUCUGCUCAGCGAGCUGCUGCUGCUGCUGACAGCCUCACGCACUCUCCUCGCCGUCAGCUUCCCCGAGGACAGCACCCCCCUCGAUGUCGUCGACGCACACUUUUCACGGAGGUACCCAGUGUUCAGAGGCCGGCCCUCUGGCAACGAGUCGCAGCAUCGCCUUGACUUCCAGCUGAUGACCAAGAUACAGGACACGCUGUUCAUCGCUGGCAGAGAUCAGGUGUACCUAGUCAGUCUGAGAGAAUCCUACAGGAAUGAGAUCAUUCCUUACCGGAAGCUAACGUGGCGAUCGGGCCAAGCUGACAGAGACAUGUGUGCCGUCAAGGGAAAACACAGAGACGAGUGCCACAACUUCAUAAAAGUGCUGGUGCCCAGAAACGACGACCUGGUGUUCAUCUGCGGCACCAACGGCUUCAACCCCAUGUGCAGAUACUACAGGCUGGAUAACCUCGAGUUAGAUGGAGAGGAGAUCUAUGGACUGGCACGCUGCCCGUUCGACUCCAGGCAAACCAACGUCGCUCUUUUCGCGGAAGGGAAGCUGUACUCUGCCACCGUGGCCGACUUCCAGGCCAGUGACGCUGUCAUCUAUCGCAGUAUGGGUGAUGGAUCGGCGUUGAGGACCAUCAAAUACGACUCCAAAUGGCUGAAAGAACCUCAUUUCCUGCACGCGGCCGAGUACGGGAAUUAUGUGUACUUUUUCUACCGGGAGAUCGCGGUGGAGCACAGCAAUCUGGGCAAGGUUGUGUACUCUCGCGUGGCCCGGAUCUGUAAGAAUGACGUGGGCGGGUCACAGCGAGUGCUAGAGAAGCACUGGACGUCCUUUGUGAAAGCGCGGCUGAACUGCUCCGUGCCGGGCGAGUCCUUCUUCUAUUUCGACGUGCUCCAGUCCGUCACUGACAUCGUGGACAUCAACGGGGUUCCCUCGGUGGUGGGUGUGUUCACCACGCAGAUGAACAGUAUCCCGGGGUCAGCAGUGUGUGCCUUCUCCAUGGCCGACAUCGAAAAAGUGUUCUGGGGUCGGUUCAAAGAGCAGAAGACUCCUGACUCGGUGUGGACUGCGUAUCCGGAGGAGAAGCUUCCCAAGCCGCGACCCGGGAGCUGUGCAGGUCACGGUCCAGCUGCGUCCUUUAAGAGCUCCAUCGAGUUCCCGGACGACACCCUGCAGUUCAUCAAGUCCCACCCCCUCAUGGACACAGCUGUGCCGUCCAUCGGGGACGAGCCGUGGUUCACCAAGACACGUGUCAGGUACAGGCUGACGUCGCUGGCUGUGGACAACGAAGCCGGGCCGCACAAGAACUACACGGUGGUGUUCAUCGGGGCGGAGUCGGGGGUCGUCCUCAAGGUUUUGGCCAAGACCACCUCCUUGUCCCUGAAUGACAGCCUGCUCCUGGAGGAGAUUGACGUUUUCAACCGGGCAAAGUGCCUGUCUAACCAUGAAGACGACAAGCGUGUCCUCUCGCUGCAUGUGGACAAAGACACACACAGCCUGUACGUGGCCUUUUCCAGCUGCGUCAUCCGCAUCCCCCUGAGUCGCUGUGAGAGACACACGUCCUGCCAAAAGUCCUGCAUUGCAUCGAGGGAUCCUUAUUGUGGCUGGAAAUCUCCCGGAGCUUGUGAGAGGAUUCUGCCCGGUGUUCUGACCGGAUAUGAGCAGGACGUUGACCUUGGGAACACUGCUCACCUGGGAGACUGUCACGCGUUUUUGGGCUCUACUUCAGCGCCAGAUUACAAAUCAUUUGGCGACCCUACCUCUGACAUGGAGUUUUCAUCUACGCCAGUCACUGUCCAGCCCAGUGUGCCCAUACACCCCCCACUACUCAUACCCACUCAGAGCCCCAGCUCUGGGCCUGGUCCAGAGCUCUACGGCUCAGGCUUUGUGCUGCAGGAUGACCCAGCAACCUCCCAUUCUUUAGACUCUAUCCCAGGGGGCCGAGAGGGUGUGUGGGAUAACCAAGCAGCUGAGACCAACCAGAUGGUCCACAUGAACAUCCUCAUCACCUGCGUGUUUGCGGCUUUUCUCAUGGGCGCUCUCCUAGCUGGUCUGAUAGUCUUCUGCUACCGAGACUCAUUCCUCCGUAAGCCGAGACACGUCCACAAGGACACAGAGUCGGCCCCCUCCUGCUCGGACUCCACUGGAAGCUUCAUCAAGCUCAACGGCCUCUUUGACAGUCCAGUAAAGGAAUACCAAACCAGCAUCGAGUCCCCCAAGCUCUACAGCAAUCUGCUGAGCAAUGGCAAAGACCUGAAUUCGCCCAACGGUGACACCAAGACCAUGAUCCUGCGGGAGAGUUGUCAGCCCCCGGAGCUUGCUGCCCUGCCGACGCCAGAGUCCACCCCAGUGCUUCACCAGAAAGGACUCCAGCCCAUCAACAACCAGUGGGAGAGGGCGCAGGGGAAGGCCAGUGGGCCGUGCAAGGAGUCCAACUCAUCAGCAGCAGCAGCAGCAAAGAGUCCUCAGUUCCUUCUCUCCUCUCCUGCUCCUCCCAACGCCAACCCCAACCCCCACCACCCUCACCUUGCCCUAGGACACUCCCACAUCCCGAGUGCAGUUGUUUUACCCAAUGCCACACAUGACCACCACCCGAACUUUGAAAGUGGAGAUGAUACACUCCCACAUUCCUCUGAAAAGAAACCGAAGAACCCAGAUUCCAGGGGAAGUAGGAAGGAGCAGAAGAGGUCGGUGGAUGCCAGAAAUACCCUUAAUGACCUUUUAAAACACCUGAAUGACUCUGUGGCCAACCCCAAGGCCAUUCUCCAAGAGGGAUCAGGGCCGCGCCCGAGACAGCAUCUCACACUGGAGCCCAUGGAGGAGCUGACUGAGUUACCCCCCAGGGUGCCCAGCCGCGAGGCCUCCCUGUACUCUCCCUCCUCCUCCCUGCCAAGGCACAGCCCCACUAAGAGGGUUGAUGUCCCCAUGCCCAGCACCCCCACCACACCAACAGGUAGCCUGAGCAUGGGGGGCACUCUGGAGCGGCAGAGAGGGGGGUACCAGCUCCACCGGAGUGCGUCUCACAGGCAGUCCUUAUCCACCUCACCAAACGGGGUAACCAUGGGAGUGUCUUUGUCUCGCCAACACAGUAUGAACAGAGGUGGUUAUAUGCCCCCGACACCCCCCUCCAGACUUGACUCUCAUAUGGGAAUGAUGGGGGCCGGACUGCACUCCCCCCACCCGUCCUCUAUGUCCCGACAGAGCAGCUACAGUGGGCAUGGCUCGCUCCCCCGCACAGGGCUGAAACGGACCCCAUCGCUAAAGCCAGACGUGCCCCCCAAACCCAACGGGUUUUCACCACAGAGUCCACAGAUGCGAGUUGUCAAUAAGUACAGUUAUUAAAAUAGCAUGAACACUUCUCAGUGAGCUGUUGGCCUUGACCGUAGAGCUUUGAGCCCUAAGGG